GGGAGAGAGAGAGAGAGAGAGAGAGAGAGAGAGAGAGAGAGAGAGAGAGAGAGAGUUGGACCCGUGCGCUCCGCUCCAUCGAUCCGCAGAGGCGCACAGAGGAGCUUCCACCGGACGCUGGCCGCAGUUUCUGAGCUUUCGGGUUUUUAGCUGGAAUGCCAACAGUGGAUCCAGUGUUGGGAACAUGCUACUGGGAAAUUUGGUAGUGGUCGUGUUCUGUCUGUGGGGUACCGAUGUCAGCAGAGCUUACGUCUUUCAAGCCAGUAGACCUACAGAUGGAGGAGACAACCCCCCACCUCACACUAAAGUUGUCUCAGAGUGGGUCAGCUCAGCGGGCUCCUGUAAGGGCAGGUGCUUCGAGCUGGAGGAGGCCAAACCUCCAGGAUGCAGGUGCGACAAUCUGUGUAAAACCUACUACAGCUGCUGCUCCGACUUCGACGAGCACUGCCUGAAAACAGCGGGAGGUUUUGAGUGCGCUCAGGAUCGCUGUGGCGAGGCCCGGAAUGACGACCACGCCUGCCACUGCUCAGAGGACUGUCUGGAGAGAGGGGACUGCUGCUCCAACUACAAGUCACUCUGCAAAGGUGAGACUUCGUGGGUGCAGGGAGACUGUGAGGAGAUCAAGACUGCUGAAUGUCCUGCAGGCUUCAUCCGUCCUCCCCUCAUCAUGCUGUCUCUCGAUGGGUUCAGAGCGUCCUACCUGAAGAAGGGCAAAUCUGUCAUCCCCAACAUACACAAGCUCAGUACGUGUGGUACGUCAGCACCCUACAUGCGACCAGUCUACCCGUCGAAGACAUUCCCAAAUUUAUACACCUUAGCCACAGGUCUGUACCCAGAGUCUCACGGCAUCGUGGGGAACACGAUGCACGACCCGGUGUUUAACGCCACCUUCAGCCUGCGCACCAGAGAGAAACUGAACCACCGCUGGUGGGGCGGGCAGCCUAUCUGGAUCACGGCAGAGGAACAAGGAGUGAAAGCAGGCACUUUCUUCUGGCCUUGGGUGAUUCCUCUGGAGAGGAGGAUCCUGACCAUCCUGCGCUGGCUGCAUCUGCCCGAUGACGAGAGGCCGUACGUUUAUGCCGUCCACUCAGAGCAGCCCGACACCUUCGGACAUCGGCUGGGACCACUCAGCAGUGAGCUGGAUAACCCUCUGAGGGAGAUCGAUAACAUCAUCGGCCAGCUGAUGAACGGUCUGAAGCAGAUGAACCUGCAUCGCUGCAUCAACGUCAUCGUCGUAGGAGACCAUGGGAUGGAGGAGGCCCACUGUGACCGGACGGAGUUCCUCAGCAGCUACCCGCUCAACAUCGACGAGAUCAUGCUGAUCCCCGGCUCGCUGGGCCGAAUACGACCCCGCGACCCCAAAUCCACCACGUAUGACCCAAAAGUCGUGGUGGCAAACCUCACUUGUAAAAUGCCGACUCAGCACUUCAAGCCGUACCUGAAGCAGCAUCUACCCAAGAGGCUCCACUACGCCAACAACCGCAGGAUCGAGGACGUCCACCUGCUGAUGGAGAGGAAGUGGCACAUCGCCAGGAAAAUGCCAGAAAAACUGAGGACUCGCUGCGGUUUCUUUGGUGACCACGGCUUUGACAACAAGAUAACCAGCAUGAGGACCAUAUUCAUGGGUCAUGGUCCGAGCUUCAAGUUCCAGAAAAGAGUGUCAGAAUUUGAAAAUAUAGAGUUAUACAACGUCAUGUGUGACUUGCUGGGCUUGAAGCCGGCCCCCAACAACGGGACCCACGGCAGUUUGAAUGACAUGCUGAAGGAGCCGCCGCACCACCCCGGCAUGCCGGAGGAAGCGACGGCUCCGUCGCCGGCGUCCGACUCCGACGGCGCCGUGACCCACGACCUGGGCUGCAGCUGCGAUGACGAGAACAAAGUGGAGGAGAUCAUCGAAGCCUUCAGUCCUGCACCAGACGGACUCUACACUUACAACAGUACACACCUCCCGUUUGGUCGUCCAGCCGUGAUGUUUGACACUCAGUACAGUUUGCUUCAUCAUGUGGAGUUCAUCAGCGGAUACAGCAAAGAGCUGGCCAUGCCUCUGUGGACUGCAUACACACUGCCACGACAGGAGGACAUGACUCCUGUUCCGGAGGUUUCCCCCAGCGUCCAGUGUGUCCGAGUGGACUCCAGAGUGUCGGCCCAUCACAGUCAGAGCUGCACCGCCUACAGCCAGAACAACCAGCUCACCUACGGCUUCCUCUUCCCGCCAGAGCUGGCCUCGUCUCCGGAGUCCAGAUACGACGCCUCGCUCAUCACCAACACCGUGCCCAUGUUCCCGGCCUUCAAGAGAAUGUGGAGUUACCUGCAGGGGACGCUGCUGAGGCGUUACGCAGAGGAGAACAACGGCAUCAACGUCCUCGCCGGACCCAUCUUCGACUUCAACCACGAUGGCCUCCGAGACACCGAGGAGACGAUAAAAGAGUUCUCGGCCGACGCCCCGCCCAUCCCCACCCACUUCUACGCGGUGGUGACGAGCUGCCAGGAGCUGAAUCAGACGGUGGAAGAGUGUGACGGGGCGCUCCGGGUCUUUUCCUUCCUGCUCCCACACAGACCGGACAACAGCGAGGCCUGCAACAAUGCCGAGGAGGAGUCAGAGUGGGUCGAAGACCUGCUGAAGCUCCAUUCGGCCCGAGUCCGAGACGUGGAGAUCUUGACGGGACUGGACCUCUACCGGUCUACCAACCUCACCUACACCAGCACCCUGAGCCUAAAAACCUACCUGCACACCUUCGAGAGCGACGACUAGACGCGCCGAGAGACAGACACACAUACCGGAUGUAGCCCCUUGUAGAAGUUCUGCAUUUUCACCGCAUGCUCGCCGCACAGCCGACGCGUCGCUGUUCCACUCCUGAGGAACUGCCCCACAAGCGCUUGGGAAAGCAAACAAAUUUUUUUUAAAUUGAGAAGAUUAAAGAAUGGUUUGGCAAGUAGUAGCUUGGAAGAUUACAACAGGAUUAUUCAGUAGUGUCCAACAAAUCUGGGAAAGAAUAAGGUAGCACAGGAAUGAGGAUGUGGGACUUCCUCGACAGCUACCGACACACAUGUCAUAAAUCCAUCCAUAUAGUCUCAUGCCAACAUAAAUCGAUGUUUUAGCCCCUUACAAACACUGUAAACUUUCUAUUCUUACUACCAUCCAUUGCAUGCUGUAGAAUUUAAACAUUUUUGAGUGUGUCUUUUCUUCCUCAUAAAAAUCACUGAUCACCGUCUCUGUUAUUUUUUGUCAAAAGUCAUUCUGAGGGAACGCAGUGAGGACAUCUCAUAGCAAACUGCACACAAGCUAACCUGCACUCAUGCACUCAUGCUUUAUGCAAACACAUGGAAGCCAAUGGCUGCCUGAAAAAUUGGAAGAAGACAUUCAAAAAUCUGAAAGUCUACAGCAUGGUUUGCAAAUUAGUAGUAAUGUAAAACAGUUAAUGGGCUAAAACAUGCAAAGUUACUGGCAUGGUUCUGUAGAGGAGUGUAGUGUAUUUUUGGGAAAUACACUUAUUCCUUUCCUUGCUGAGAUUAGAUGAGAACAUUGCUACCAUUGUCAUUUCAGCAGCCUCUUAGCUUAGCUUAGCAUAAACACUGGAAACAGGAGGAAACAGCUAGCCUGGCUCUGUCCAAAGCUAACAAAAUCUGCUUAUCAGCACCUCUAAAGCUCACGAAGUAACACAUCACAUCUCUUUGUUUACUCCAAAUAAGCGCAUUUCCCCAAAUGUCAAACUGACAACAUGGCACAUACAUGUAAACAUAUAGCAGAUUCCCACGCAAGCACACAGGUCUCAUCACGUGGACACCAGGGUCAGAACAUAUCCAGAGGCCUGAAACAUGUGGAAUUAAACGUGGGAAGAGAAGCCGAAACUGAGCCCGUUCAUGUGGGUCGCCUCCUUUAAUUUUCAUGGCUGCAAAGAACGGUUUCCAGGUAUAUGACUGCUGUCCUCUGUGGGCUACCGCAGGUAUUUACUGACUGAGGAAAGCUGAAUAUUAUUUUUGUGAUGUAAAAAUAGUGCUGUUUUGUGGCUGUGUGGCCUGAGCUUGGACAAAAUAUCAAUACAAGAGAGACAGGAAAACGCUGACCACAUGAAUUAAGCAAUAUGGCACAAGAAUGAUCUCAAAAGUGGUGGGCCGGGACGGCUCCUUCCUGUUUUUAUGGCCUGAUGACGGCCUCUUUCCAUUUGUGGGUUCGACAGUUGUAAAUGGUACAAGCUGAGGGUUUCAUCGUCAGAACACAAGUUUGAUGAAACUUCCCUGAAGUGGACAGAACGGACUAUUAAAAAACAUAAAAAAGAGAGAAAUAGUUAACUUCUAACUCUGGUGCACCCAUGAACGUAUCUGUACACACAAAACACACACACACACACACCAAGAGCAGCAGUUUUCUCUGUUUUCACAUCUCACACACAUCCCCCUCCUUUUGUCUCAGUUGAUAAAUCUAGGUGUAUAUUUUUAUACAAUUUUUCAUAUUUAUUAAGCAGCAUCUAAUCAUAACAGCACCUAAUGCUACAGUCUUAAUCUCGUGUAAAAGAUCCGUCCCUGUUUACUGUAACACGAUAGAAAGAGACUGACGCAGAGCAAGGAGGCAACAAAGUGCUGCUGCCUGAACGGAUCCGGGUUUUUAUUUCCGUACGUUUGCAGCAUCAGUCCCUGAAGCAUGUUUGAAACACGUCCAGUUACAAAAUCCACUCUUACAGCAUGUGGAGGUGAAAUUGAUGGUUAACAUUCUGCGUACAUGCAGAACUGUGGUGAGUCUGGUACACGUUUACAAUGGAGGACAAGGGAUGGACAUUAUAAUGAGCAUUUCUAUAUUAAUACCAACAUUCACCUUCAUGGUGAUCCAGCUGUGUCCUUGGGUUCCGGCGCCUUUGUAAAAGACAAAUAUAAGAACCAGAACGCCCCACAACACUGGUCUCAUCGUUUGUUGUUAGUCACCUCAUCUCCUUAUUCAGCUUCCUGCAUUCACACCUUUAACUCUACGCAUAUAAAAGCAGUCAGAGCCUGUAUUUUUUCAUGUUUGGUAUUUACUUUCGUGAUGUUACAGUGAUGAGUUAAUGUAACUAGCUAUCAAAUCAGUCGAACAGAAAAAAAAUAAUCCAGAAAAACUUAAUGAAGUGACUUAAGAGCUUGCCAAACUGUAGCUGAAUCCAUGCAUAUUCCUAUAGUCUUUCAAAUAAAAGCU
Molecule: messenger RNA, 5164 nt
Organism: Chelmon rostratus (copperband butterflyfish)
Lineage: Eukaryota; Metazoa; Chordata; Actinopteri; Chaetodontiformes; Chaetodontidae
Gene: enpp2l
Product: ectonucleotide pyrophosphatase/phosphodiesterase family member 2
Exons: 25
Coding region: 185-2752 (855 amino acids)
Biological process (GO): immune response; phosphatidylcholine catabolic process
Molecular function (GO): nucleic acid binding; zinc ion binding; phosphatidylcholine lysophospholipase A1 activity
Source: RefSeq, a predicted model, not a curated record